AUGCCAAGAAUAACUGGGCUCCAGGCCAUACCCCCACAAGAAGUGGAUAUCAGCAGAUUUGCUUUAGAAAAGAUUCCGCCUGCUACUAGCGAUCUGCUAAUCCAGUGCAGCGCUCUUACGAAGGAAGAGAUCAGCAGCUCCGUCAAGCAGUUGACGAACUGCAAAUCUGCAGGACCUGACAGCAUACCAGCAGAGGCGCUUAAAGCUGACGUUGAGCUCCGUGUGGAGCCCAUGGUGAACCCAUCUGGCCAGAAUAGCUUCAGACAAGCCUGCUCAUUUACACAGUCUGUUACCAACCUGCGCAUUCACCCAAUCUGUUACCAAAUUGCUCAUUCACCCAGUCUGUUACAAGCCAGCUCAUUCACACAGUCUGUUACCAACCUGCUCAUUCACCCAGUCUGCUCAUUCACAGUCUGUUACCAACCUGCUCAUUCACCCAGUCUGUUACCUUUCUGCUCAUUCAUCCAGUCUGUUACCCACCUGCUCAUUCACCCAGUCUGUUACGAGCCUGCUCAUUUGCCCAGUCUGUUACCAGCCUGCUCAUUCACCCAGUCUGUUACCAGCCUGCUCAUUCACCCAGUCUGUUACCAGCCUCAUCAUUCACCCAGUCUGUUACCAGCCUGCAAAUUCACCCAGUCUGUUACCAGCCUGCAUAUUCACCAAGUCUGUUACCAGCCUGCUCAUUCACCCAGUCUGUUACCAACCUGCUCAUUCACCAAGUCUGUUACCAACCUGCUCAUUCGCCCAGUCUGUUACCAGCCUGCUCAUUCACCCAGUCUGUUAGCAGCCUGCUCAUUCACCCAGUCUGUUACCAGCCUGCACAUUCACCCAGUCUGUUACCAGCCUGCACAUUCACCCAGUCUGCCCAGUCAGCUUAUAAGAUCACAAAACCUUACGUAA
This is a messenger RNA of Dreissena polymorpha, 900 nucleotides long. Its product is annotated as putative proline-rich protein 21. The coding region runs from base 1 to 900 and encodes 299 amino acids. The record is from RefSeq and is a predicted model, not a curated record. The transcript is spliced from 4 exons. Lineage: Eukaryota; Metazoa; Mollusca; Bivalvia; Myida; Dreissenidae.